AUGGAUUAUAUGAAGGAUGAUCUCAAAGCAGUUAAGGAAAGAGACCCUGCUUGCAUAAGCCAUCUAUGGCUUCAAGGAAGAAAAGUCUUGGCAGUUAUGAUCCAGAACCGAGUUUCCGAGAUUUUCGCGGUUGGUAUUCAUCCCGGUGCUAAGAUUGGAAGCAAAAUUCUGCUUGAUCAUGUAACUGGAUUAGUGGUUGGUGAAAUUGCAGUGAUUGGUAACAAUGUGUCAAUUUUGCAUAGUAUGACUUUGGGUGGAACUGGUAAAGCUUCUGGUGAUAGGCAUCCAAAGAUUGGUGAUGGGGUUUUGAUUGGUGCAGGGACUUGUAUUUUGGGGAACAUUAAGGUUGGUGAAUGUGCUAAGAUUGGUGCUGGUUCUGUGGUGAUUAAGGAUGUUCCUCCUAGGACUACUGUUGUUAGUGAUUUUGUUAUGUUGCUGUUUUGAAUUAAUUUAGGGGUGAUUAUUUGUUAUGCUAUUGUUUUGAAUUAAUUUAGGAGUGAUUAAUGAUUA
Messenger RNA from Arachis duranensis, 510 nucleotides. RefSeq names its product serine acetyltransferase 1, chloroplastic-like. NCBI's taxonomy places the organism in Eukaryota, Viridiplantae, Streptophyta, Magnoliopsida, Fabales, Fabaceae. The record is from RefSeq and is a predicted model, not a curated record. The coding region runs from base 1 to 444 and encodes 147 amino acids. The transcript is spliced from 2 exons. Gene Ontology annotation, molecular function: L-serine O-acetyltransferase activity. Gene Ontology annotation, cellular component: cytosol; cytoplasm.